CCAUCGCUGUGGAAGUUUCAUGGCAUUGUCUCGUUGUCAAAAACAGUCUGUCUGGUCGGAAACUUUGAAACGUACGUAAUUAUAGUUCGCGUUUGUUUCAGAGACACUGCCAAAUUCAGCUAUGAGCUUAUGAGAAGUGAGGCUUUUUGGUUGAGUAGCCCUAGUAUGCAACAAGAAGUUGAAGAUACAAAGCGCAUUUGUAAAGAAGUGAAGAGCUCAGAGACCAGGUGUUGCUGAAUGGCACGAGCUGUUGAGCAAUGAUGGCAGAGCUGGAGGUGGAUCAAUCCAACCUGCCCAGAGUCCAGGAGGUGUGCCAGUGUUUUGCUGUUCUGGAGGAUGGAGCUUUAGCUCAUAAUCUGCAGGAGCAGGAAAUCGAGCAAUACUACAGCUCAAAUGUGGAGAGAAGUCAGCUGGUGCAGAAGGACAUCAGAGUGGCCAAGAGACUGCAGGAUGAGGAGCAGCAGAGAGUGCAGACGCUUGAGCAUCAGACCACUCGUCAGCUGGAGGAACGGGAUUCAGAAUAUGCACGCAUGAUUCAGGAGGAGAUCCAGCGGUGUGCAGAGGAGGCUCGAAGGAGGGAAGUUGAGGACGAGGAAAUCGCUAAAAGGAUACAGGAAGAAGAACUUUGUUUGAGACACAGGAGCAGUUACCAAAAUAAAGAUGUUAGAGAAUCCAUAAGCGUUCCUGCUCGUCCAUACUCACCUCAGCCUGUUCAAACAUCUCACAACCGGUCUCCGACCAGUAGAUGGCAGCACUCCAUUUCUCCCAACUAUUCUGACUUUGAGGAGGACCUGAUUGAGUACAGCAGGCCUACUGUCAUCAGGCAGGCCAGAAAACCUGUUGUAGAACAUAGAAGAUCUUCUAGAGCUCAUUUAGAGCAGGACGACAGGAGCGUGACCAGUCAAAACAGCAGCAGCAGAUCUUCACAGCUGUCAGGUGGAUGGGGUGAUGUCGUUCAGCUCAUAAAGAAUGAUAUGAGUGAGCAAGGCUACCUCAGCUACAGCUCUGAGGAUGAUCUCUUUGAACCUGUCUAUAGACUUGAGAAGAUACUGCGAAAAAAGAAGCAGGUCUCGGAAACGCGGUUGAAUCGCCACAGCAGUGUCAGGCAGGGUUGUAGGAGAUCAAGGCAAGGAGAUGGUUGUAGUCAUACGGAAAGUUUUAGCGAAAGACGUGUUCAUUUCCUGGAUGAACGAAGGCGUACUAACAGUUGUCAAGAACCUACGAAAGUUGGUUGUAGAACCAAUGAAAAUGGUAUCAGUGACAGUAGGGAAAGAGUUCAUUGUUCAACAGGGUUAAUAAAAGAUGAUCACACACGCCUUACUCAGUCUCUUCAACCUCAGGGGUUUCGACGGAACAUUUCGAUGCGACGUAGUUACCAUGGUAACGUAAGGCGGACAUCUGUGCCUGAAGGCAGCAGAACAUGCAGCAUAGAUGAUUCUAACUUGGGUAGAGCAAGACCCACAAAUGAUGGACCCUUACUGCAACCUAGAGCACGACAAUCUGUGCAAGUGGAGGAUCGCUUGAGGGAUACGUCAAGGUGGGAGAUGGUGAGGAGUGGAAACUCACGGCAGAGAGCUCUAUCAUUAACGGAAGCUGAAAGAAGGAUAGACAGGGACCACAGGCAUGGUGAGCGUAGAGUUAGACGAAUUCAAAGUGAGCGCUGGCAGACUGUCGAGGAAGAGAGAUCGAGCACAGAGGAAGAGUUGGAGAGGGAGAGCAGGAGGAAGGAGAGAUGGAUUCAGAGACCGCAGUUCUGCAGUGGCCGCUCUCCUGGAGCAGGGCCUGUUUUUAGGAGUGGAACAACUGCUCUUGACAUGGGAGAACUGGAGCAGGUGUUAAGGGAUGAGGAGUUGGCCCGCAGGCUCCAGGAAGAGGAGGAGAGAUUGGUCGAAGAGGCUCAGCAUGCUUCCUCACCUCUCUCAUCUAGAGAUUGUCCGGUUGGAGACUUUAGAGCAGCACAGGUUGCUCAAGAUGAGGAAAUUGCACGUUUCAUACAGAAACAGGAGAUAAAGGUUAAGCGGAGUUCCCGUGAGUUGGAAUCUGCUGGGCAGGAAUUCAGGGAGAUUGAAAGAAGAGCAACAUGUGACAGACAGAGGCGGAGACUGGAUUCCGAAGGCCUUCGAUCCCCAGUUGAUGACUUCACCCCAGACCAUCCAGGUCAAAUGUCUACGCCAGUGCAAACACAAGCCAUUAAGAAUAUCGCAGAAGAGCUUGACCCCACGUUUCAAAGAAAAAACUCAGCCGAUGAUGGAAAAAUCAAUGGUCAGCAUCAAACUUCCCCACAAGCAGGCUCAUACAACCCAUUGGAUGAACCAACGUUUAUUCCACCCACAAAACGACAGAGUGAAAAACUUGGACGAGUAAAGACCAAAGAGAAAAAAGAAAAUGUGAAACAGAAAGAGAAUUGCAAGCAGCAGUGAUGCUGGACAUGUGAAAUGACCUUCAAUAAAUAAGUCAUAUAUGCAUAGAUGCUGUAGGUCCCAACAGUUGGGGAUUUUCCAAUCUUCUGCUUUCACCAGUAUUUGUUGGGAUGUAAUAAACAAACAAACUUGCAAAACAGGGACACUCCAGAUAAUGCUGCUGUUACUAGCCAACAUCUGUCAUGCUCUCUUUGAGUUUUCGGUUUCAUUUUUGGUUUAGCAGCUGGCUAGAAUAUCACCACAAAAGGGAAAGCUCCAAUCUAACAUGCAGUACUCUUCAAAAAAUGCAUUCCUUUUUUUACUUCUGGGAAUAUCAGAAAUUAUACUACGCUGAAGAUACAGGAAGUUGACACACAUCGUUGUGUUUUUACAUAACUGUUCAUUUCAAAAUACAUCCAAGCAGGCAUUCUUUUACUAUGGAUUGUACUUUCCUUUUCUUGUAUUCCAGGAACUACAUCUGUCUUAAAUCGCCCAAAGUGUUAUUUUCAUUUUUGUGUGUUGCUUUCAUUGAGAACACGUGUGUCAGCUUCGUGCUUUAAAAUGUUUACUAUUCUUAAUAUUAUUACUGAUAAUAUUUAGUAGUUUACAAGACCUGGAGUCAUAUUUCUCUUCUUCUGCCUUCUUUGUAGUUUACAUCAGCAUAUUUUAUAUAUGCUUUACCAGGUUAGAGGAAAUGAAAGAUUUAGUACUGAUGAUAAGUGCCAUUUUUUUUUACACAUGUUUAUAAGUGUUAUGACAUCAAUGUAAACAAUGUGUUGUCAACAAUCAGACCUUUAUUGCUUGUAUAAAGUCAAAAAAAAUCCUUGUACAGAAGAUUAAAAAAAUCUAUAUAAAUCAUCAUUCAAUCAUACUCAUGCUGUCAAUAUCCUUCUUUAGAUUUAAGGAAACACACUUUGCAUACAGUGUUCAGCAGACUGUAUUGUGUGAAUUUCCCAAAUUCAUGCAAAUCUCAACGGGAAGCACCUUAAACAAAUUCCAGAAAAUUCUCUUUCCGAAUUCUCUGUGCAUGCAUUAGACAUGUUCUUUUAACAGGAUUACCCUGUCAGGGUUUUACACGGUGACGCAUAGUGACACAUUCUUUAGAAUGACCUUUUCAGUUGCACCAUUACCACAGCUCUCGCCCACCAGCUGUUCCACCUAACCCUCACAGCUGUUAUUAUUCGAACUCCCUGUCAAAUCAAUUAUCCCUUAAAGAUCUUUUUUAGUGGAUGCACCGUGAUUUAACUCGACAUGUCAGUACUUGUUGUCAAGGUGUAGUAGGAAAACCAAUCCAAAUGAUUCAUCGAAACUGGUGUACUAUAGACGCACUACAGGACAUGUAAAUAUUGCAGUCUUGUCACUAGGGAACUCCCGCUGAGUCACUCACCAACAGUGCAUAACGAUGAAGUUCAAGGUGCAAUAGUAGAUUAGAAAUGUGAAUAGAAUCUUACAACUCAUCUUUAAGUGUUCAUAUUAUUUACAGAAGCAAUACUCCCUUGAACUGGUUUUCUGACCUUAGCUUUCUGAUAAAAAUUGACGCAAAAGGAAAUGCUAGAAGAUUCGCUGUCAGAGGAUUUUGUCCUCAAUAACCUGUUUAAUGACCUGACUAUUUACUACAGGUAUUCCCCUACAUAGCCAUUCAGUGACCUCUGAUGUUUUCUAUAGUUAUAAAUAUACUGUAUUUACAAUAUACAGAACAGGUUUUGCAAAAUAAUACAGCACCACAGUGUAGUUUAAAUGUUUCAUAUGAAAUCACUGGCUUAUUGAAUUUUGCAUGAUUAACCAUAUGCGGGACACUUUGUUUUAAAGUACAAUUCUCAGCGAAGUAUUAACUAUGACUUUUGCCUCACUCCUCAUUUGCUACUUAUUAAUAGUUAUUGAGGUAGUAGGUGGGUUUAAAUAUUGCUUAGGAUUUGGGAUUUUGAAUAAGAUCAUGUACUUUAGAAGGACUAAUAAAAAAAACUGUUGCAUAACUAGAGACAGAUCAUGUCAGUGUUAUGAAAUUAAGAGGAAAUGUCAGGGGGAAAUGUCAAACAUCAGCGGAAACGUGAUAACUUAUUUUUUUUUGUAAAAGAUUGAUGGUAAGCUGAAGUGAGAGAUUUUAGUUUUUUUAAGGAUACCUAUGAUGAAAAUCAUCUUUUGGAAGCUUUUUGGACAGAACUUUGUAUAAGGUGUAGGUAUAGUGUGUCCACAGUCAUAUUGGGGUGAUUAUAAAGACAAUAAAUCUCUUUUUUUUUUUUUCUUUUUUUUUUU
Danio aesculapii is the source of this 4652-nucleotide messenger RNA. It is a transcript of the gene ccdc187, whose product is annotated as coiled-coil domain containing 187. The coding region runs from base 258 to 2420 and encodes 720 amino acids. The record is from RefSeq and is a predicted model, not a curated record. The transcript is spliced from 13 exons. NCBI's taxonomy places the organism in Eukaryota, Metazoa, Chordata, Actinopteri, Cypriniformes, Danionidae.